GGGUAAAUGGGAUUUUUUAGCUACCUAAGUUGCUUUCAAAACUGUGGUGUGGAUGGUUGUUUGUCUCUGUGUAUGUGCCCUGCGACUGGCUGGUGACCAGUUCAGGGUCUAUUCUGCCUUUCGCCCCCGGUGGAAAAGCAGUACUUUCCUUUUAGCUUCCUUUUAGCUCCUUUUCUCACUUCAACUGCCCCCAAGAUGUCGCAAAAUGGCGGCAAAGGAAUAUGUUAAUGAGGCAGGACUUGAGCUAAUUCACAUCUAUUUAUAAAAAAAAAGAACAAGUGGGGAAUUGGUAAAUAUACUGUGAAACCACGGAGACUGCUGAAAUGCGCUGAAAGAAUGAGUUCAUCUCAAAUUACUCACAAUUACCACAAUUACCCUUGGUGUGAAAUCCUCUUGGGUGAACGAGGCUGAACAAAAGUGUAACGUGUUCCGUUAAAUGAAUGGGGAAAAAAGUUAGAUCAUUUGUAAGAUAUAUGAUUUGUAGGAAAUAAAUAAUAAAUUUGGACCCCUGAAAUGAAAUUGGAUAAUUUAAUGAUCUCUUGUUCCACACUGACAAGUCACUGUACAGUGGUUGUAAAAUAGCCUACUCCUUUAGAAUGUUCAUUUUCAAGGUCACUAUCCUACUGCUAUAAAUGUAUUGUGUUUUCAUUUAUUAUUUAUAGCACUUGUGUCCAUGACUUUUAUUGCACUGUCGUAUGUCAGCUGUCACUUGGUCAGCAGAUUGCUGUGAAGCCAUCUUGCAUGCCUUGUGUGUGUGUUUGUGUUUCUAUGAUGUUUAUAGCCUAUGCUGGGUUAAAAACAUUCCCUUCCCAAAAUUUGAGCUCAUACACUUCUCGCGUCAUAUCUAUUUAGAGCUUCCCUGUGGUGGGUCUCACAUUAUCACCAUCUCGCUCCAAAGCUCAAAUACUGUGACAUCCAGCACAAGUGAUCACAAGCCACUCCUUGGAGAAAAACCGAUGGAAUUAUGUGGGGACUUUGCCGGAUGGUCAACUGUUUUUGGUUGAAAAGUUGAGUUCUCGGCAAAAUGGUUUCACCUGAUUCCUCAAGUCCAUCUCCUUCCUGCUCAGAUGACAAGACACUUGAUGGGACGCCGGCUUCCUUUCGGUACACAUCUCACAGGACAAAGCAGGGUGGGAUCGACAGCUUGUGCUACGUGUUCAGUGUGGGAUGGCACCAUCUGAGGCCCUUCAUCCCAUUCUUCCUCAUUUGCUUCCUGGUGGUGGCCCUAGUCUACCUCAUGCAGGCCAUUAUCUUCGGGGGCCCAUUCAAAGACCCACAUUUCUUUGUCAAGUUUAACCAGCGCUGGCCCAGGCCGACUCCAAGCCAACCGGAUAAACUUUCCACGAAUUAGUAUGCUCUCGCUGGCAGCGUCUCCUCACAGUGGACUGGCAUGGAUGGAUUAUGAAUUGAAUAUCAGCAGGGAAGACUACAUCAUUGUGUUGUUUAUGCUAUUUAUUCACUUGUGUCUUUCCUGUCAUUUUUAGCAUGAUACUAUGAGGGAGGCAAAGUAUGCUUAACAUUUUUUGGUGUAGUUACCACCCUGUGCAAAAGAGUUCCACUUUAAUAUUACCUUUGGGCUGUUACAGCUUUUUUUUUUUUUUUUUUUUUUUUUUUUUUUUUUUUUUUUUAAGUAAUUUUUCUUAGUGGUCAAACAAAAGAAAGAAAAAUGAAGAAGCUUGUUUUCUCUGUAUAUUUCAAAGGUUUGGGGACAUUCUGGUUUUGAUACAUAUUGCAAAAAAUGGAAACACUAACAUGGUAGCGCAUACAUCUUCAUCUCAUAUGUGUAGUUUGCAAAAACUUGUUCUACAAUAACACUAUCAUAGAUGUUAAAUGAUUUAUUUGAAAAAAUGGUCAACCAAAGAUGGCAUUAGAUACUGAAAACUGGUAACUAUUUGAUUUCAUGCAUUACAUGCAUUACUGUCUGGUUGAUGCGGUAGUUAUUAAUCACACAUAAUUGGCGUAAUUUUUGUGAGCAUUCCAUAAUCUAACAGUCUUUUAUUGCAGGCAUGAAUAUUUUUAAUAUAUCAUUCCUUUCCAAUGAGAUUUUUUUAAUAUGGAAAACUAAAGAAAAUCGCAAAAUAAAGAGGUUCCUUUCAUUGUGACAAUAUGUUGCCUGGAAUGUACUAUGUUGAAUAUUCCUACUUUUCUCUAAAGAUUAAGUGGAGUUUUCCUUUUUUUUUUGUGAAGUUUGUGUUGGAGACUUCCGUUUCACACAGGAACUGUACACUUGACUGUGUAAUUUAGUGUUGUCUAUUUUUGACUUAUUUCGUAUUUUUGAGCAAUUCCGUUUGAUAAAAAAUGAGGUUUUGUGAUUAAUAUGGACACCUCGACAACCUUAAGGCGAAAGGUUUGAAAAGGAAGCCUGAACAGUCUUGUUUCUAGCACGAUCAACAAACUUUGUCAUCUUUGAUUUGCCUUAUCGUUUGUACGAUACUAUCACCCAGUGGUCAAGAUGAAAACUACACCAAAAACGACCGCGGAUAACUACGAUGACGUCAUCAAAACGAACUUGAUGGGGAGAUGUGGUGCUACCGAAAGCCCGGAUUUGAAGCCCUCCUCGUGGCGGAGUUGCAGAGACAGCAACAGCAGCGACAGUUCUGUGACACUCUGCUGCGGGCAAAUGGUGUUUCAGUGCCAGCCCACAGCUGUGUCCUUUCGGCCAUCAGCCCUCAGCUGUCCAAUGCUCUGUCCUCCUCAUCGGCGCCUCCAGCUGGACAAGAGCAUAUGGUGGAAUUUGGGACAGUCUGCGCCAGCUCUCUCCUUCAUGUGGUCAGCCUGCUGUACUCAGGGGAGAUGGCUGGGGAGGGGGAGCGCGAGAAGCAGGAGGCAGUGUCGGCAGCAGCCAAGUUGGGCAUCCUGGGGCUGGUGGAGGUCACACGGAGACAGUGGCAAAGCGGCGUGGGCAUUGAGGUGGGUGUACAGACUGAUCCAGCGGAGCUCCAUGAGAAGGAAGUCUCCAGCUUGAGGCAGGAGGUGAGUGACGGCAGCGCUAUUCUGGGGGAAGAGACGCUUCCAAGUGGCAAAAAAAACGCGCUGACUGAGACAGAAGAGAUGCAAGCGAGCUCCAUCCCCUCUUGUCAGUCCGUGGCUACCUAUGAGACCAUUGACGUGGCUCAGUUUGAGAGUUUAGGACUGGUCGACAAUCAUGAUGUCCAACUAAGUGUUCCAACUCCCCUCAUCUACUUGCUAAAUGAAGCCGAAAAACUUCAAACUUUCUCUGAGACCAAAUACCCGGACAGCCCGUGGACUGCAGAGUCGCUGAGCUUGUUCAGCAACCGUCAGGCAGAAUCCAUAGUUUUAGAGGCUGAAGGAGCUGAAGACAAUCAGUUUGAGCAGUAUCAAGAUGACAUCCCAGGAUUCAUCAGCCACUUUUUAAAUGCGGGGUCCGAGGAGGCCUCGCACACGGGGCGUGCUAGUAGGAAGCCGCGUGGCCGGCCCAGGCGGCGAGAUGGAGCCGAGAGACCAGCACGGAGACCGCAAGCUCGCAAAAGAGGGAGGGGGAGGGGGAGAGGUGGGUGGAUGCAGACGGUGGAUGUGCAAGAAGUGGGCGUGAGCAAGAGGCACAAGUCGCUCCUGCAGAGGUGCGGGAAGGCGACCGCUAUGAGGACAGGCCAGGGGGGAGGAGCCACAGGCAGCAAAUUGUACCUACAGACUCGCCACCUUUUAGCAUGGAGCCACCCCCAAAGACGACAAAGGCAGCCCAAGGAAUGGGACUUUUGCCUAAGUGGACAAAGUCAAAGCUGGAAGGGAGGAGGAAACGACGUGACGCGUGGCAGGAGGAACAAAACACUGCAGGAUACACAGGUGUCACACACUGCCCUAUGUCCUGCACCUCCACCUCGUGUGGACCCGCCAGACCACUUAGAUUGUCUCUUUGAGGAAGUGACGAGGGAAAUGGAUGGCAAAUUGUGCAGCAGCACUCCAUGCUGCCAGCCACCUGCAGCAGUCCAAAAUUGCAGUUGCACCAGUGGUGGCAACACUCACUGUCAUGCGCAAGCAUGUAGUCACGGCUUCACAGAGGUUGUCGCUACGGGACGAGCAAACGGCGAGGUGGUCCAUCUGGAGCCGCAGGUGGACGUUGAUCUUGUAACUAUGCUGGAUGACUUCCUGCAGUCCUUGGAGCAACACGGUAGCAACUGUGUUGGAAUGGAGGCACAAGAAGAGCAAGGUGGCAGUCGCUGUCCCAGCUCACGGCAUAAACAACCGGUAACAAGGUCCUCACACUACAACACGCGAAGAGCAAGUACUCUCAAUGCCACCAAGAGAGUUAAAACUGCAAGAAAACGCAGAAAAAAGAAACGGCUUCCUGCAAAAGCAAAGGAACGGAUCCAUGAGUCAGUGAGGGACAUGACUCAAAGAAGUGAUGUUGGAGGAGAUAAAAGGGUACGGUGCUUGCCCGUGAUGCAACUAAGUACGUGUAACGCUCUGAAUCCUGUCAGCUAUCAGGAAGUCAAGGGGCUCAACUAA
Messenger RNA from Syngnathus acus (greater pipefish), 4467 nucleotides. RefSeq lists its product as uncharacterized. The record is from RefSeq and is a predicted model, not a curated record. Bases 2521 to 4467 code for a protein of 648 amino acids. The transcript is spliced from 4 exons. Gene Ontology annotation, molecular function: protein binding. NCBI's taxonomy places the organism in Eukaryota, Metazoa, Chordata, Actinopteri, Syngnathiformes, Syngnathidae. Gene Ontology annotation, biological process: positive regulation of transcription elongation by RNA polymerase II.